UAUCCAAUAAUUACUACGUCUCUUGCAAGAAAUUUAGCUAGCAACCGAGUGCCUUCUUUGUUACUUCCGUCCAGUAAAUAUAUACAACAAAUCUAGUUUCCUCAUCCUCUGCCAAAAUAUAACAAUCUCCUCUUAGUCCUUCAUAUAAUUUGAUCAAGGAGUGUAAUCCAAUUUCGUAUUCCAAGCUAGUUCAAGCCAUCGACAAUUAAUGGGAAACCUGGCAUUCUAUAUCUCAUGUUGCAUGUGUUUAGCCUUCCUCUCAAUUCUUGUCAAGUUCUUGAAAGAAGUAUGGUGGAAACCAAUUCGCAUACAAUCCAUGAUGAGGUCACAAGGAAUCAGAGGCCCUUCUUAUAAAUUCAUCCAUGGAAACACCAAAGAGAUUAUCAAUAUGAGAAAGAGUGUCCAAAGCACUCCCAUGGAGUUAUCACAUCAUGAGUUGCUCCCGAUAGUACAGCCACACAUUCAUGCAUGGAUCAAGCUAUAUGGGAUGACUUUCAUGUAUUGGCAUGGUUCUCAAGCUCAACUGGUUGUGACGGAACCUGAUCUGAUUAAAGAAAUCCUUAACAAUAAAAACGGAGCAUUUCCGAAAAGAAAUCUUCCAGUUUACAUGAAGAAGCUAUUGGGGGAUGGAAUUGUAGCAGCCAAUGGUGAAAAAUGGUUCAAGCUGCGAAAACUAUCCAACCAUGCUUUCCAUGCAGAGUGCUUGAAAAGCAUGAUUCCGGCAAUGAUUGCCAGUGUCGAGGUGAUGCUUAAAAGAUGGAGACAACAUGAUGGCAAGGAGAUUGACGUGUUUCAAGAGUUCAAGCUUUUGACAUCAGAAAUUAUUUCCAGGACAGCUUUUGGAAGCAGCUACCUGGAAGGACAACAUGUAUUUGACAUGUUAACCAAAAUGGGUGACAUUAUUGUCAGGAACCAUUAUAAGAUUACAAUUCCUGGAAUUGGAAAAUUUGUGAAAAUGAGGGAUGAUAUUGAAUCAGACAAGCUCGAGCAAGAGAUGAGAAAUUGCUUCAUAAAUAUGAUUAAGAAUAGAGAGAAAGCAGCUACGGAGGGAAAAUGGGGCGACUUUGGAAGUGAUUUUCUUGGAAUACUAUUGUUGGCUCAUCAUGAAACAGAUGAGGCAAAAAGAAUAUCUGUUGAAGACAUCAUUGAUGAAUGCAAAACCUUCUAUUUUGCUGGACAUGAAACAACCAGAACCUCACUCACCUGGACUGUUCUUCUUUUAGCAUUUCAUACAGAUUGGCAGGAUAAGGCCAGGAGGGAGGUCCUUGAAUUAUUUGGCAUGCAAAAUAUUCCAAACCCAGAAGGCAUCACAAAACUGAAGACGGUGAGCAUGAUUAUCAAUGAAACUAUACGAUUAUAUUCUCCUGCUAUUCACAUCCCAAGGAUGGUCCGCAAGGAAGUAAGAUUGGGGAAACUAAUUAUUCCAGCAAACACAGAUAUCUAUAUUCCACUUGUUGUAGUUCACCAUAACCCUGAAAUAUGGGGAGAAGAUGCUCACCUUUUCAAGCCAGAGAGAUUUGCAGAUGGGGUCGCUAAAGCUACAAACAAUAACAUGAAUGCAUUUCUUCCAUUUGGCUUGGGACCUCGGAGUUGUGUGGGGUUAAACUUCUCAUUUACUGAAACAAAGAUUGCGCUUGCAAUGAUCCUGCAACAUUACAGGUUUACUUUAUCUCCAACUUAUAUCCACUCACCAGCUCACCUUCUUACGAUGUCCCCACGACAUGGAGUCCAAAUCAUGCUCGAGACCUUGUAAAUCUUCACUGUAAUUGUAUUUCUGUAUUUUUGAAUGUAUGUCAUUGUAUUUUUCUUACCUCCAAAUAUCAUGAAUCGAAAGAUUAUUGAGCAUCCAA
Messenger RNA from Populus nigra (black poplar), 1850 nucleotides. RefSeq names its product cytochrome P450 CYP749A22-like. Gene Ontology annotation, molecular function: oxidoreductase activity, acting on paired donors, with incorporation or reduction of molecular oxygen; monooxygenase activity; iron ion binding. The coding region runs from base 209 to 1753 and encodes 514 amino acids. Lineage: Eukaryota; Viridiplantae; Streptophyta; Magnoliopsida; Malpighiales; Salicaceae. The record is from RefSeq and is a predicted model, not a curated record. The transcript is spliced from 5 exons.